AUGCUUGCCGAGUCUGCUGAAAAUCAGCGCAGUGGAAGCGAUGUACCCAAGCUGCGCACGGCGUGUGAAAACUGCAGACAAUCCAAGGUGAAAUGCAAUAUAUCGGGCAAAAGCAUGUGCACCCGUUGCCUCCGCAAUGGCUUGCAAUGUCAAUAUGGAUUCGCCAAUCGUUCGGGCAAACCCAAGGGGAGCAAGAACCGAGCAACGUUGAGAAAAUUGGGCGAGCUGCCUGAUGAAAAGCGACCCGUUCGAGCAUUCCGUGCCACUGCUCGAGGCGGAAGCUCUGCCAUCCGUCGCGAGCCCCUUUUGGCACGAGGGAUCCUGGAUUCCAGUGUGAACCUCGCAACUUCGGAGAGCGACGUAAGUGCUCGGGUCUUGAGACUUGACGUGUCUUGCAUGUUCAAGCUGACUGUAAGAAAAUUUUCGAGGUCAUUCCAGGGCUGUCCGAUACCGGGCCCAUCUGAUAUAUGGGACUGCCCAGUGGGACUGGCUAACGGGCCUUCACUUGUUCCAAUGAGCCCUUCGCUGAUGAGCCCUUCACUGAUGUUAGCAUUGAGCGACUCACUUUUGAUCGAUCGGGACGACUUGGCGUCUCCAGUGACGCCAAGCUUUAUGACAUUCGACCCGCCAGAGCUUUGCAUGAUAAGUCCUCCGCAGAGUGACUCGGUGUCCUCUCCAUAUGCUCCGCUUUCACUGUGUGAAUGCAAGGAGAUGCAGCUACUCAAUCUGAGUCGACUGGGCCAGCUGCUCGCCAGCCCUCAGUCCCUACGUUUUGAUCAGACCUUGCAGAUGAUCAAGAUGACACUUGAAGUUGGACGGGUCUUCCUUCAAUGUCAACUGUGUGCAAAAGAUUAUUCAAAUCUUCUUCUACUCACAUCUGGUCUCAACACUGUCUUACAACUAUUCGAGUGUAUUGCCUCACGAGAAACGAGGCGAGAGCCUCAAGCAGGACAGGACAACACUAAGUAUGGUAGCUAUGAGAUCUACCCAGGGGAAGCCAAUCAAAUACAGGGGUUUUUGUUGCGCGGAUCCCUCCAGCAGUGCAAAGAUGUGUUAUCGAUGCUAGUGGCUGCUGUCAAGGCCAAUUUACAGGCGCGUAGCAGCUUGCUCAUGCUCAACUGGGACGCUUCGCAAGAGAUGGAUGAAGCGUGGAUAUCGUCUGACGAUUGUUUCCCGCCGGCUAUCAAGGCCGAGGUUGAAGACGAGGCCGAUAUCGAGUGGAUGAGCGGCAUGAGUUCGGAAAUGCAACACUUGAUCUCUGUUCUUGCAGGCUUCCAAGUCAGCCUUGAUAGGCUGCUUCAAUCCAUUUCUCUCGGGCAGUGCGUCUGCGACUUUGCGUCGAUUUUGGACUGA
Molecule: messenger RNA, 1353 nt
Organism: Penicillium diatomitis
Lineage: Eukaryota; Fungi; Ascomycota; Eurotiomycetes; Eurotiales; Aspergillaceae
Product: Zn(II)2Cys6 transcription factor domain-containing protein
Exons: 1
Coding region: 1-1353 (450 amino acids)
Biological process (GO): regulation of DNA-templated transcription
Molecular function (GO): zinc ion binding; DNA-binding transcription factor activity, RNA polymerase II-specific
Source: RefSeq, a predicted model, not a curated record